AUAACAUAUUAUUGGAUUUUUGCCCGCUUUAGCAUUAGACUGAAUUGAUUUUUCUUUCCUGUCAUUAUAUUCGUUGUCAGUAAGUUUACAUGGUAUGACUGUAAGAUUAUAAUGUUAAUUUGGAUUUUAAAUUUGUGAAACUCAAAAUCCUUAUUCUUCUGUUUGGUAGGUUACAGGAACUCGAGUUUUUAGUCUAUGGAUGAAGCAGAAAAUAGACAAUCUUGAUGCCUUUCGUUAAAAAAUUUGCUUUUUGUGCAUCAUGAUAUGGUUCUCUUAGAUAAAAUUAGUUCAACAAGUAAAUCUGCCAGGAAUUGAUGGUAAUUUUACAUCUUAAAGGAUUAAUUUGAAGAUACUUGGAAAUUUUCCUUAAAUACUUUCUAAGAAUAGAAGAGAUAAAUAAACGGUCAGAUAGUGGGGAAGAUGUGAAAAAAUGAAUGUGAAUGCUUUUCAGCGUUCUGAUAUACUAUAUCUAAUGCUUGAAUUUUAAUAUACUGAGGAAAACUCUCAAGUGUAGUAGCAACUGUCCGAUCAACGCCUUUACUUUGCGUUUGCUGAUUAUUAUUUAAGAACAAGUACUGGAAACCUGGAAUACAUCAAUGCUUUUUUGUUAGCUUCCUGGGUAUAGAUGUCAUAUUUGUUCCUUCUGUAGACUUGCUGCUUCUGAGUGUUUUUUUGCCCAUUGAGUUCAUUCUAUUCCUUUUUGAUAUUAUGAAAGGGUUCUCUGUGUGCUGCGAGACGUGCUGCGGCAUUUCUGCGAGGGGAUGAUAGAUAGAGAAGGUGGAUAUACAAGACUACUUCGAACUCGUAUACGAGUUGGUGAUGCAGCUCCAAUGGCCUAUAUUGAGUUUGUUGGCAGAGAAAAUGAGCUUAGGCAGUCAAAACCGCCAACCCCACAACCACCACCAAGAGCUCCCUUAGAUCCCUGGACUAGAUCCCGGCUCAGCAAGCAGUUUGCCUCCCCAAAAGAGGAAAAAGUCUCGAGUUUGAGAUAUGAUACAUUGUUAAAUGAAACUUUGUCAAGGUGUCAAUCUCAUGUUCUGCAGUCAUUGCGCAAUAUUAUUAGAAAAUUAAUAAGUUGCUCAAAAUAAGAAUAGAAUAUUUUGCCACAUUUUUCUCUCUGCAGCCAUUGACAAGGACCCAAGGUGAUUGGUGCUUCAGGAAUCAAGGGCAUGUUAUUAAUGUAUGUAAAUUUUAUUUAUCGUUAUUUAGAUGAAUAUUUAUUGGUUGGGUAAAAUUUCUAAAUAAAUUUCAAUGAUCUUGUAUA
Messenger RNA from Mangifera indica (mango), 1264 nucleotides. Its product is annotated as 50S ribosomal protein L17-like. Bases 762 to 1088 code for a protein of 108 amino acids. Gene Ontology annotation, biological process: translation. Gene Ontology annotation, molecular function: structural constituent of ribosome. The record is from RefSeq and is a predicted model, not a curated record. The transcript has 3 exons. Gene Ontology annotation, cellular component: ribosome; large ribosomal subunit. Lineage: Eukaryota; Viridiplantae; Streptophyta; Magnoliopsida; Sapindales; Anacardiaceae.